ACUCACCUGACCUCCGUCUCCUUACACCCCUAAUAUAGAAAAGAAAAAAGAAAAAAAGAGACGGAAGUAUUUGAUAGACGCGGAUAAUCUCAUCGUGAUGAUUCUCGCAGUGUUAUUCGCUAACUCUGAAGGUAAUAUCCUAGUUGAACGCUUUAAUGGUGUUCCUGUUGAGGAACGGCUGCACUGGAGAACUUUUCUAGUUAAACUGGGAGCGGAAAAUCUUAAAGGUGUUAAGAAUGAAGAGCUUCUUGUUGCUUCUCACAAGUCUGUUUACAUUGUUUACACAGUGCUCGGAGGUGUCAGUGUCUAUGUAGUUGGCAAAGAUGAGUAUGAUGAACUUGCAUUGGCAGAGGUGAUCUUUGUUAUAACCUCAGCUGUAAAGGAUGUAUGUGGAAAGCUACCGACGGAGCGCCUUUUUUUGGAUAAGUACGGGAGGAUAUGCUUGACUUUAGAUGAAAUUAUUUGGCAGGGAUAUCUGGAGAACACAGAUAAAGACAGGAUCAGGAGGUUAGUACGUUUAAAACCUCCGACCGAGUUCUAGGCCAAGAACGGUCUGCGGUCACUGCCUAUUCGGAGACAGUAAAAUCAGGUCUUGUACCCUUUUGAAAGGCAUGGUAUAUCAUAUGUCAUAGUAUGUAUUUACCGUGUGAGUGCUGUGUAAUAUCAUGGUUCCUAUUCUGACUUACAGAUAUUUUCAGUUCUCUGGGUUUUGGAGCUUAUGGAACUUUUCCAUGGAUUUUCUGAUAUUCUCAUAUUGAUUGGAAACCA
This is a messenger RNA of Hibiscus syriacus, 768 nucleotides long. Its product is annotated as TSET complex member tstD-like. The record is from RefSeq and is a predicted model, not a curated record. The coding region runs from base 98 to 541 and encodes 147 amino acids. Gene Ontology annotation, cellular component: COPI vesicle coat. NCBI's taxonomy places the organism in Eukaryota, Viridiplantae, Streptophyta, Magnoliopsida, Malvales, Malvaceae. Gene Ontology annotation, biological process: intra-Golgi vesicle-mediated transport; intracellular protein transport; retrograde vesicle-mediated transport, Golgi to endoplasmic reticulum. The transcript is spliced from 5 exons.